Messenger RNA from Fusarium coffeatum, 3012 nucleotides. RefSeq lists its product as uncharacterized. The transcript is spliced from 4 exons. The record is from RefSeq and is a predicted model, not a curated record. NCBI's taxonomy places the organism in Eukaryota, Fungi, Ascomycota, Sordariomycetes, Hypocreales, Nectriaceae. Bases 1 to 3012 code for a protein of 1003 amino acids. Gene Ontology annotation, molecular function: ATP binding; ATP hydrolysis activity.
AUGGAUCCCAAGGAUUCCAUAAGUCCAUCAGAUCGCCAGGGUGGCGAGGACACCACCCAAAAGCCUGCCCAAGACGAGUCGGAUACCAAGAAUGCUAAGGACACAACCGCGACAAAUCUCGAUGUAGCUUCUUCUGAGACGGCAAAGCAAACCAACAAUGACGAUUCCAGCUCAAAAAAAAAGCGUCCCCAAAAGAAACCCAAGAACAGAACGACCAAAGCAUCUUCUGAGCAGGAGGAUGUGGAUGGUUCUGGCAAUUCGAAUGAAGGCGCUUCGUCGGAUUCAGAUGACGAUGACAAGCCAUCUAGGACUGCAGGAUCACUCAAGAAGCGAGUCGGUAUGAAGAACAAGGACAAAAAGAAGACGAAGCGUGUAAGCAAAACAAGUUCGACCAAGGGCAAAAAAUCUAUCAAGCAAAAGAAGAACAAGAACAAGAUUCCUGACACUUCUUCCGACUCUGAUUCGGGGACUGCCUCGAAUGACGAUGACUCGGAUUCAUCUGACUCGGAUUCUUCUUCAGACGAUGAUACGAAAUCUAAAGACGACAAGAAGUCAUCGAAACGUGAUCUAAAAAGCCAGUUCAAGGCACUGGAGCUCCAAUUUGCCCAACUCCAGCAUCAGCUGGCCAGUUCAGCUAAUUAUGCUUCCUAUGGCGCACCGAUGCACCCGUAUUCAUUGCAGCCCACUUCCUAUCCGGUCCCUUCCCAAAGUGCAGCCGCAAUGGAUCAGGCAUCCGCAGCACUUGGCCUGGGUAGACGCCGUCCGGCUCGAGGACUUCCGAUCCCCACAGAACUCCAGAAUAACGACUCGGAGGACGACGAUGAUUCUGACAGUUCGGAAGGUACCAAGAAGAAAAAGAAGAAGGGCAAAGACAAAAAGAUCAAGAAUCCGGCUUUCAAGCGGGUCGAUCAGGUGUGGGACAGCAACAUUCACAAUUACAAGCUGCAGGACACAGCCGACGCAGAUACCGAUUCCCAGUACGAAGAUUUCAUCUUUCAUGUCCGCCGAACCUUUGACUGGGAGGGCAAGUAUAGAACGACCCUUGUCGAUAUUAAGAGCAAACUCCUUCGCGAGUGCUUGCAAGAUGUGAUCGGUAACGUCGAAGGUAUCAGUCUGGUGGAUGAGGUCCCCAAGAUUAACCCCAAUCUCCUGUUCCUGUACUUAGAAGACAUGCGCAGCCAUCUCAAGGCGUUACGGAAAGCUAAGCCUGCUGGCGAGACUAAGAAGGCUCGAAAGAAGAACAAAGGACGACUCAAGGACAAGAGGAAACACUUGAGAGUAAUGAUCAAGUACCUCGAUCAUGACUUCGAAUCUACGAAGGAAAGCCUCUACCCCAUGCUUGAGAGCGGUCUCAUCACGUUCGACUUGCUUUGGGCAUUGUGGAAGCCCAACACACUGGCCUAUACGACGACUUACGGAACCACCCAGGAGCCACGAGUCUUCAAGGUCGAGAUGGCACAGCUCCAUCGCAGCAUCAUCAAGGGAGAGUUCUACUACGUCGACGGAAAGUACUUCGAGUUUGAUGGCAAAAGAUUCGGCUACGGCAGCACGUCAGUGGAACUAGAAGAAUUCCAGGGAGCCAAGAAGAUCACCAGCCUCUCAUGUUACCCGCUACAGUAUCAUCAGAACGAGGAUAAGCUCCGUCGUGACUUGAUCGAGCGAGGUAAAAAGUUCGUGUCACUUGGUGGCGUCCACUACAAGAGCUACCAGGGCAUUGCUUUCAUGAAGCGAAAGAAGGGCCAAGUACUGAAGUUUAACAUCCAACCUAGUCGUGUUAUGAUUGAUCCAACUAUCUUCCGAAGGAUCAACCCUAACUACAGCGUCUCAACUGUCAAGCCUAAGGAUCCUGACAUUCUUUCCGAUAGUGAGGAUUCUGACUCGGACUCGGACAACUGCUGUGGCUGCUCGGAUUCCGAUGGAGAAAAGGUCAAGUUUGUCACCAAGGUAUACAAGAACUCUGACGGAGAGGUACGGAUGGUUCGAUUCCCGAAAAGCGAAAUUGAGGACGAACCAGAGGAAGCCGAACUUGAUAAGCUUCCAUCUAAGAACGGCGGCGAAGAGGAGAGCGAGACUAAUAGCAAAAAGGACGACGAAAGCGACGUUCUCGAGUUCACUGACGAGGAAUAUCUUAUUGCCUCGCCAGUAGUGCUUGGGUUUGCCUUUUCGGAAAAGCAAUGGCUUGAGCUCGCUGUCUCUGGGGUUAAUGAAAUCAAGUGGAACGAGAAGGCCUGGGAUUCUUUGGUUCUUGAGGAUGGCACCAAGGAUUUGAUCAAAGCUCUGGUCAAGUCUCGCAAGUACCAUGCAGCGAACACGAUUGAUGAUGUGAUCCAAGGCAAAGGAAAAGGCCUUGUCACUGUUUUGCAUGGACCUCCUGGGACGGGCAAGACACUCACUGCUGAGGGCAUCGCGGAGCUACUUCAGUGCCCGCUGUAUAUGGCCUCAGCUGGAGAACUUGGAACAGACUCGCGGUUUCUCGAGGCGGAGUUGCAGAAGAUACUGGACAUCUGUCACGCAUGGGGCGCGAUUCUCCUUUUGGACGAGGCAGAUGUAUUCCUUGAGAAGCGUAAUAUGCAUGAUAUCCAUCGCAAUGCCCUUGUGAGCAUCUUCCUCCGGCAACUGGAAUACUUCCAGGGAAUCCUGUUCCUUACGACCAACCGGGUAGAGACAUUCGACGAAGCGUUCCAGUCUCGAAUUCACAUCGCAUUGCGGUACGACAACCUUGACUCCAAGGCGAAGCGGACCAUCUUCAUGAUGUUCUUGGACCGCGUUCAAAAGUUGGGCAAACUCAAGGUGGAACCGCUGACAGAGGAUGAUUUGAACGCGCUCUCGAAGCAGGAUCUCAACGGACGGGAAAUCAAGAACGUGGUAGGCUCGGCUCAGGACCUUGCCGUUAACAAGGGCGAGGCUCUCAGUAUACGACACAUCAAACAAGUUCUUGACGUUCACGCCAAGUUUGGACAGGACUUGAAGGGUGGUACUGGCUACGAAGAUGCUAUGAGAAGCUACUUCUGA